UACAGAGGCGCGGUGCGGAGGCCUCUGGGACCGGGCGGGCGGAUCGGCGAAAGUUGUCUGUAGUAUAAAUAAUGGUGGAGACCUCUCGACCAGCAUCCAGUACUCGUUUGGCUCUCCUGGUCUCUUGAACGCACAGCUAUGAGACAUCUGUGUCUCGUCGCUUUCCUGGCGCUGUUCGCCCUCGCGUCAGCAGCCACCAAGAAAGAGGAUCUCGAACGAGCAGCCGAGCUCGCAGUUGAAAAAGCGGCGGAAAAGGCGGCAGAAAGGGCGGUUGAAAAGGACAUUGAAAGCGGGAAAACAUCAACGGAUACAAAGACGAUCCAUGAGUCCCACUCGAGCGAGGACAAGAAGAACGAAAAGCGUAGCACGCUAGGUCUUGGCUACGGAUCCGGAUCCGGAUGGCAGUCGCUGGGUUCAAACGGCGGUUGGCAAUCGCUGGGCAAUUCCAACAAUGGCUGGCAAUCAGUCGGUUCAAACGCUGGCUGGCAAUCGCUGGGUUCAAACGCUGGUUGGCAAUCCCUUGGUUCCAACGCUGGCUUGCAAUCCCUUGGUUCCAACGCUGGUUGGCAAUCCCUUGGUUCAAACGCUGGCUGGCAAUCGCUCGGCAAUUCUAACGGUGGUUGGCAAUCACUGGGCAGUUCGAACAAUGGCUGGCAAUCGUUGGUCUCAAACGGUGGAUUGGGUUCAUCAAGCCUUGGUAACGCAGGCUGGCAAUCAUCGGGCCUGAGUGGCAACGGAGGAUUGCAAUACGGUUCCGGAAACGGAGGCUGGCAGUUGUCCGGUGUUAACGGAGGAGUCUACGCAGGUGGACUGGGUGUGAAUUCCGGUCUGGGUUACGGGGGUGGUUGGUCAGCCGGAGGCAAUGGUGGAGGCGCAGUUCUGGAUGGUGGAGCGGUUGUAAGUGGAGUUCAGGGCUGGAACGGCGGCCAGAAGUUAGUCUCAGUGAACACUGUGAAGACAUUGACGGUUGAGAAGAAGAUUCCGGUGCCAGUGACAGUCGACAAGAGGGUCCCAGUCCCUGUUUACCGUCACGUCCCGUACGAGGUCAAGGUGCCAGUUCCGGCACCCUACACCGUCGAGCGCAAGGUGCCCUACCCCGUCAAACACUACGUGAAUGUCCCGGUCCACGUGCCGCAGCCCUACCACGUCACUAAACACGUACCCUACGAAGUCAAGGUCGACAGACCUGUGCCAUACCGCGUUGAGGUCAAGGUGCCACAGCCGUACACCGUCGAGAAGAGGGUGCCAGUUGAGGUCAAGGUGUCUGUACCGCAGCCCUACACCGUCGAGAAGAAGGUACCGUACGAGGUCAGGGUACCGGUCCAUGUGCCUCAGCCCUAUGAGGUUAUCAAGAAGGUCCCCGUAAGAGUCGAGGUCCCCGUUGACAGGCCCUACACGGUUCACGUGCCCAAACCCUACCAGGUCUUCGUCAAAAGACCGUACCCCGUAGAGGUCCCCAAACCCUACCCCGUCGAAGUUAAGGUUCCGGUCGACAAGCCCUACCCAGUUCCAGUGGAGAAGCCGUACCCCGUUCACGUCAAGGUCAACGUGCCGCAACCCUACAACGUAGUGAAGCCGGUUCCAGUUCAGGUCGAGAAGCCAUACCCAGUCCCAGUCAAGGUACCGGUGGACAGACCAUACCCUGUUGUCGUCGAGAAACCCUAUCCAGUUGACGUCCAGGUUCCGGUUCCCGUCAGCGUUCAGUCCAACUCCUGGAACUCUGGAGUCUCGAGUGGUGGUGAAAGCUUCGGAGUAUCAUCCGGUGUUUCCGACUCAGGAUCUUACGGAGGCGUUUCUGGAAUCUCCGUAGAUCAGGGAUACGGAUCGUCGGGUAUUUCUGGUGCCGGCGUAAGCUCUGGAUCUGUUUCGAGCUUGUCCUCUGGUGACUUCUCCGUACAAUCCGAACUCACGCCACCUGUUAUCUCGGCGGAAGGAGGUAGUUACGGCUCUGGAUGGUCAUCCCAGGGAAGCGGUGAACUGAUCAACUCUGGAAGCGGACUGGUCAACUCCGGAAACGGAUGGUCGUCCCAAGGUAGCGGCGAACUGAUCAACUCUGGAAGUGGACUGGUCAACUCCGGAAGUGGACUAGUCAACUCUGGAAGCGGAUGGUCGUCCCAAAGUAGCAGCGAACUGAUCAACUCUGGAACCGGAUUGGUCAACUCUGGAAGCGGAUGGUCAUCCCAAGGAAGUAGCGACUUGGUCAACUCCGGAAGUGGAUCGUCGGUACAAGGAAGCAGUGGAUGGUCCAGCGACAAGACCACUGGAUGGUCAGGUGAGAAGAACAGUGGAUGGUCACGAAGCUAGAGGGUUUUCGACUCCAGCGUUCUAACGAUAACUUUUGUACAUUGUAGUAAUAUUGUUUGAACGAGUCGAUGAUGUUUCAAUUUUUUUACCUACUGCUCAUAGUCACGUGUGUAUAUUGAUGUUAAUGACAUAAUGAUUAUAUUGUAAAAGGAAAGACCGAAAUACUUUGUACGCACACAUCGAUGUGUAAUAAAAGACGAUUUUUAUACGAA
Diprion similis is the source of this 2516-nucleotide messenger RNA. RefSeq lists its product as uncharacterized. The record is from RefSeq and is a predicted model, not a curated record. The coding region runs from base 139 to 2304 and encodes 721 amino acids. The transcript has 3 exons. NCBI's taxonomy places the organism in Eukaryota, Metazoa, Arthropoda, Insecta, Hymenoptera, Diprionidae.